Annulohypoxylon truncatum is the source of this 2074-nucleotide messenger RNA. RefSeq lists its product as uncharacterized. The coding region runs from base 1 to 1527 and encodes 508 amino acids. NCBI's taxonomy places the organism in Eukaryota, Fungi, Ascomycota, Sordariomycetes, Xylariales, Hypoxylaceae. The transcript is spliced from 3 exons. The record is from RefSeq and is a predicted model, not a curated record.
AUGGCAGAUUUUGGUUGGUUUCGGAUGGGGCAGCGUUCUUAUGCACCCAACGCUCCUCAAUCGCCAACGUCACCUAGAUCCGACCCGUCUCGAGUUCCUAGUCAUCCGAGCCUAGCUAGCCACUCUUCCUUUUCUCAUGGGCCUCUAACUGGCAACAGCGAUACCAGCUUACUUGUCCGCGAGCAGGAUAAGAUAUGGACUCGCGGCAUAUUGCAACCGAUUCCCAUUGAGUAUAACUCGUAUAUCCUACACCUGAUCGAAGGAUUCGCUGAUGCCCAGGAGCAAAUUCAAAAGGCUGACAUUGACCGUGCCGAGGCGAGGAACUCGCUCGAGCAUCACCUGGAACACUUCAAGGCAGUAGCUGAUGAGUGGCUAGAGCGCGAGCACCAGUAUAAAGCUGAAAUCAAGAGGCUCGAGGUCCUACUAUCAAGAACAUCUCGUGAUGGACUAGAAGCGGUCACUCUUGCCAGAACUAACAGUGUCAUUGAUAGGAAUGGCCCCCAGGCGAAGCAAUUCGUUUCUAAACUGAAGCGUCUCGAUAUGUCGAGUGAUCUACCCUACGUGGCAGACAAGCAUACGUCUGAUCCCACAACCAAGGUUCUAGAUAGAGCCAACGACUUCCUCGUGAGCGAGAAGAUGCGACGACAAGAUGCCGCCACCAACGCCACCAUGGCCCGCGCUGAAGAUAGGUCGUCACGUCAUGAGAUAGUACUAGCUCAAAGGCCGAUUAACAACACUUUGGUAACUAAGAGGAAGACAGAGCGUCCGAUCUCUCUAGUUAGGGACACUGAGCUACAACCUCUGUUCUCGGAUGACGUAUUCGACGUAGCAAAUGUGAAUGAUAAGGAGCUAAGAGAGUCAGAGGAGUCUCCACCUCACGGAAGACAGAGUAGGCGACAUAUACUAGAAAAUCUAUUGGAUUGCGAGACAUCCCAGAGCAGUGGCAAAGACAUGCCCAUUGGAGGGAAAGUGGGCAAACGAUCGAGUAUAGCUGGGCUUAACCAAGCGCUUGAAGGCCCGAGCAUUCACAGUCUAGACUCCAGACAUUUGAGAGGUUUGUCGAGCAUGUCAGGAUUCUCCUUUGUACCUGGAGAUGAUGCUUCUCCUAUCCUCCUGAGUAGUGGAGCUAGAGACGAGACUACAGUUGCGAUUCCAAUUAGGGAGGGUGGCAGCAGCCACAACGAUAAUGACGACUAUAACAAGGAUAUAAUCGAAUUACAGCAAUACGCCCAAGAAGAUAAGGCAAACUCCAUGCAUGGGUUGACAACGUCAAUGAGACCGCUAGUUGUAAAAAGGGUCAGUGGGCAAGAAUCCUCCGCGAGAAAAGAAGGCAAAGUGAUCUGGGCUGUCAACGAAACGAAGUCGGUAACCGGCCAGCGCAGUUCCUCAACAGAGAUGCGCACGGCACCGCUAGUGGACUACCAUGAGGACAGAUCCCGAAAUUUCAACUCGGCGUCAAAGUUCAGCGUUGGACCAGCGAAACUAUUACCGCAACAGCGGACCGGGGAUGUGGCAUCUGAUGACUGAAUCACAGCCAUGGAUUCUGCAAAGAAAACGCCACUCAGCAUGGUCCAGAAGGGUUUGCAAGCACUUAUUUCGGGCGAUCGGCACGAGCCAUUCCCACAUAAGUUUACGCGAUUUCCAAUCCCAUCCUGACUGUAUUCCUCAUCGGCCAAACUUAGCUGAAGUCAUAUGAACGUUAUUUUCCUCCUCCUUCUCCCCCUUGGCGAUGGAUGCCUAUGUGAGGGAGGUGACCGGGGGAAAUGGAUGUGAAGAUGGGGCACGGAGUACCUGGUGCGUGCACGAGAUUUCGCAGGGUAUUCGCAUUGUAGCCCUGUGCUCGCUGGGCUAGGACGAUUCGGCCGAAAACCUGCUCACGGACAAUAGACCAAGAAGAGGCGUCACAGUUGUUGUGUGUCAAGGCGAAUUGGUGGGGAAAUCAGUUAGUUGGAAGGCAGAUUAAGGUGGCUUGUUUGGCUUGCUGUGGAGGACCUGGGCCAUCAAUAUCAAGAACAGAAGGAAGGACACUUAACGACAACCGGCUUCUCCCGGAUUUUGUCGUACGUAGAUCCAG